GCGCCCGGGUGGAGAUGCUGCCUGCGGGCACAGACCACUGGAGCCCGAGCCAGGCGCACACGAGUCUCCCCAGACCCGCCUGCCCCGCCGCCCCAACGACUCUCAAUCCUCCAGCCAGCCCGCCCUCGCCUUGUCUCCUGCGGCACUCCGGACCUCAUCGACGGCAGGCCACGGGCGAGUACCGGGUGCGUGUGGCCACCGGCUCCUUCCUGGGCUCGGGAACCUGGGACAAAGUGUCAGUAAGCCGUGGACCCGCAGGCGAGAGCCCGGCCCUGCGGCUGGACAACUUCGGGAAGGACUUCAAUCCGGGCGCGGAGGAGGACUUCGAGGUGAAGCCCCCCCAGGACGUGGGCCCGGUGCUGCUGCUGCGCGUGCACAAGGCGCCCCGGGCGCUGUCCCACCCGCCUGGGCCCUUGGUUCCCGACGCCUGAUUCUGCCGCUGGUUCCAGCUCACGUCGCCACGGGGCGCCCGGCUCUGCUUCCCCUGCUACCAGUGGCUGGAGGGGGCGGGGACCCUGGUGCUGCGGGAGGGGGCAGCCAAAGUCAUCUGGCAGGACAGCCACCCUCUGCUCUGUGCCCAGCGCCAGGCAGAGAUAAAGGAGAGGCAGCAGAAAUACCGGUGGAGUGAGUUUUUCCUGGGCAUACCCCACUGCCUAGAUGCAGAAAACCUCAAGGAGCUCGAUCCCAACCUGCGCUACUGGGUCACCAAAGAAGUCAGCCAGAAAUUCCACCUCCUCUUCCCGAACAUCGCCCUGAAGCUGAAGAGACUGCUGGCUAGCCAACGGCCCUGGAGAAGCCUGGAUGAGAUCCAGCGCACCUUCGUCUUCCCCAAAUCACCCAUGUCAGAGUGCGUGUUUCAACAUUGGUGGGAGGACACCUUCUUUGCCUCCCAUUUCCUGAAUGGCGUCAACCCUAUCCUGAUCCGCCGCUGUCACAGCCUCCCAAAGAACUUCCCUGUCACUGAUGCCAUGGUGGCCCCCAUGCUGGGCCCUGCAACCAGUCUGCAGGCUGAGCUGGAGAGGGGCUCUCUGUACCUAGUGGACCACGCCAUCCUCUCAGGCCUCCGCCCUAGUGUCAUUAACGGGCAGCCCCAGUACGUGGCUGCACCCCUGACCCUGCUGCACCAGCGCCCCGGCGGGCCCCUGCUGCCCUUCGCCAUCCAGCUCACUCAGACUCCUGGCCCAGACAGCCCCAUCUUCCUACCCAGUGAUGAGGCCCAGGACUGGCUCCUGGCCAAGACCUGGGUGCGCCACUCAGAGUUCUCGGUACACGAGAUGGUCACUCAUCUGCUUCGAACUCACUUUGUGAUGGAGACCUUUUUUCUCUCCAUGCUGCGACAGCUGCCCAUGUGCCACCCUAUCUUUAAGCUGCUCAUUCCUCAUUUCCGCUACACCUUGCACAUCAACAUCCAGGCCCACACUGGGCUCUUUGCACCAGGAAAGCUCAUCGACCACUCAACAUCGCUGGGACGGGUGGGCUGCCUGGAGCUGAUUGCCAAAGGGCUAGAGGCUGUCACCUACCGCUCCCUCUGCCUGCCCCACCAGCUGGCUGACCGUGAGGUCCAGGACCUCACCCACUACUACCAUCGAGAUGAUGCGCUCCAGAUCUGGGCAGCCAUAGAGAGCUUUGUGUCCGGCAUUGUUGGCAUCUGCUACCCAGAGGACAGUGCAGUGAGCAAGGACUUGGAGCUGGAGGCCUGGGUCAGGGAGAUCUUCCAGGAGGGUUUCCCAAGCUACAUGAGCUCAGGGGUCCCUUCCACCCUGGACAGCUGCGCUGGCCUCACUGAGUAUCUCACCAUGAUCAUCUUCAACUGCUCAGCCCAACAUGCUGCUGUCAACAGCGGCCAGUUGGAAUUCAGUGCCUGGAUGCCCAAUAUUCCCACCACCAUGUGGCUCCCCCUGCCCACCGCCAAAGGCCAGACAGACCUGGUGGCCUUACUCCCUGAAGUCAACGCCACGUGCCAUGCUCUUGUGCUUUUCUGGGGUGUCAGCAACGAAACCAAGGACACUGGGAGCCUGGGCACCUACCCAGACGAGCACUUCACCGAGCAAGCCCCGCGGAGGAGCAUCGCCGCCUUCCAGAGCCGCCUGGCCCAGAUCUCGCGGGACACCCGGGCGCGGAACCGGGGCCUGGCGCUGCCCUACGCCUACCCGGACCCCGCGAGAGUGGAGAGCGGCGCCGCCGUGUGA
Ceratotherium simum simum (southern white rhinoceros) is the source of this 2189-nucleotide messenger RNA. RefSeq names its product polyunsaturated fatty acid lipoxygenase ALOX15B-like. Lineage: Eukaryota; Metazoa; Chordata; Mammalia; Perissodactyla; Rhinocerotidae. Gene Ontology annotation, biological process: lipid oxidation. Gene Ontology annotation, molecular function: iron ion binding; oxidoreductase activity, acting on single donors with incorporation of molecular oxygen, incorporation of two atoms of oxygen; protein binding. The record is from RefSeq and is a predicted model, not a curated record.